GAGAGAGAGAGAGAGCUGUAGAGAGUCGGAGAAAAACAGAGAUGUGUAGAUAGAAAAAAAAAACUUCUAUCAUACACAUUUUAUCAAACACCUUUCAUACAAUCUUUAUUAUAGUAAACGCGACUCUCCUAUCCUAACAUUAGUUAUAUAUCUAGAGAAAAACAAACCACUUCUAUCACACAUUUUAUCAAACAUCUUUCGUACAGUCUUUAUUUUUCUUAACGCGAUAGUUAUAUAUAUAUAUAUGUAGAGAGAGAUCAAACCAAUUCUAUCAUAGACAUUUUAUCAAACACCUUUCGUGCAAUCUAACGCGACUAUAUAUACAUUACAUACCCGGUAAAUAUGAAGUUUUUUGUUGAAUUGGUGGCGUGCUGUGGCUGUAAUUCAUCUCGUGUGCGACAGGUUGAAGCAGAGGAGAUGGGACCUCUUGUACCUGCAGCUGCUGAAACGUCGUCUGAUGAUAACAAUAAUAAUAGUAAUAAAAUUGUUAUGUAUAAAAGGAGGAAGAGAGGGAGAAGAGUGAGAGCGAGAUCUGCUGGUUCAUUUCCUGAUUGGAAACCGUCUCUUUCGUCUAUAUCAGAAGAUCAUGAUGCUUUGCCUACAAGAAUGGCUGUUAAUUCCAACAGGAAUCUGAAGAAGAACGCAACUGCUUCUCGUCAUCAUCAUCGUGAUAAAGUCAGGAUAGCUUGCUUUUCUGGAAUGGGUCCAGCAUUUGCUCCCACUCCUUUCUUGAUUUGAUAUUGGGACUAAUCCAAAUUACCCUCAUGCCCUCUUUUGUUUUGUAAAUUUAAACUCUGUCUAUCGUGUAAAGUUUUUUUUUUCUUUUUUCUUUUUUCAUUUCUCUUCAAUUUCCAUUAUGUUCUCUCUCCCUAUCUGUAUUAAUACAAGGACUGUAAUAUUUGUAAAAACGAAAAAGAAACAAAAAACACUCCAAAACUACAUUAAGUAUAUAUGGAUAAACUUAUUGAGAAUGUUUGUUUAAUAAUGGAAUUUGUCCCUUCGCCUAUAGACGGCGGCUUGGCUU
Nicotiana attenuata is the source of this 1024-nucleotide messenger RNA. RefSeq lists its product as uncharacterized. The transcript is spliced from 2 exons. The record is from RefSeq and is a predicted model, not a curated record. NCBI's taxonomy places the organism in Eukaryota, Viridiplantae, Streptophyta, Magnoliopsida, Solanales, Solanaceae. The coding region runs from base 343 to 738 and encodes 131 amino acids.